ACGUUCGUAAAAGUGAGGUACGUGUACGAUACAUCGCGAUCUCUCGCUCGGCCGAUUACCCCGGAACUACUUGUGGAACGCAGCGUUCGAAGACACACAUGUCACCGGCAGCAGGCGCAAUGCACUCGAAUGUUGCGACGACGAGCGUCGUAGCUCGGGUGUUGGUGGAAUGCGGUCCAACUUGGGCGAUACACAACAUCGAGAGAAAAGUAGCAUCCAUCAUCAUCAGCGUAAUCGUAUAAAAGCGAUUCGAACACUCAUAAUGACAUUGAAUUUUCACGAGUGCGCAUCGUAUCUCUGUGAUUUUAUCAUCGAGGUGUCCCUCGUACGCCGUCAGAGAAGAAUCGUACCAAGACAGACCACCUUGAAGAUAUACCGUUCGUCGUCGUCGUCGUCGAGUCUUCUUACCUUAUAUCUCUUCCCGAUUAAGAAUCCACCGAAAGCCUGGUACUCGCGAAACGAAAAAUGGACGUGGCCGAAAUGUUGAACGAAUUGGAGAGGAAUUCCGAAAUCCCGAAAAACGAGGAAGAAGCCCUGCUCCUUAUCAAAAUCAUCGCCAUCGAAAAAGAACGAAUUGAGAGAGAAAAGAACGAGGCUUUGAACAAACUCGAUCUCGAGCUGCUCGACUCUCAAACGCCCUCGACAACCAACAGCGAACACGAAAUGCCCGUUACUCACUCAGAGGCGAACACAGAUUUGAACAAGCGCGAAGCGGUCCCCUGCCAUUUCGAAGAAAAUCGAAAAAAUUUGGGUCGUCCGACGGAUGAAAACGACGAAAGUCUCGCAGCUCCGAGCGACAAUGAUGAUUCGAGCCUCGACGACGAUUACGAAGAACCUGAUUACGUCCAAGACAAAAUCUACGAUUUCGAUGACAAAAAGCAUGGGAUUAGAAUGACAGAAAAACUGAUAAAGGAUCAUUGCAAAAAAGAGCGCCUUUAUCAGACUCCCCACCUGAACGACGUUUUGUUCCUGCACUACAAAGGCUUCUCCUUCAUCGAAAACCUCAUGAAAUACACGGGUCUGAAGACCUUGUGGCUGGAGAACAAUGGUAUUCAAGAAUUAGCGAAUCUGGACAACCAGAAAGAGCUCAAGUGUCUUUAUCUCCAUCACAAUCUCAUAAGCAAAAUCGAGAAUCUCGAGGCUCUCAGUAAACUCGACACGCUCAAUCUGUCCUACAAUACCAUACGGAAAAUCGAAAAUCUCGAUCAACUGAAGCACCUCAAUACGCUCAAUCUAGCGCACAAUUAUUUACAAAGCCUCGAAGACAUCGAACAUCUUCGGUUGCUCGAAGCUCUCUCGAUCCUCGACCUUUCACACAAUCGUCUCGACGAGCCAGUUGGCGUUACCGAGGUUCUGAGCUCCAUGAGAUCUUUGAGCGUAGUGACUUUGACCGGAAAUCCGGUCGUCAAAUGCAUCGCGAAUUAUCGAAAAACCAUGAUUUUGGGCUGCAAGAAGCUUCAUUACCUCGACGAGAGACCAGUUUUUCCGAGAGACCGUGCUUGUGCCGAAGCUUGGGAACGGGGAGGACACGAGGAAGAAAUGGCCGAGAGAAAGAGGUGGAUCGAAGCCGAGCAGCAAAAAAUCAACGAAAGUGUGCAAGCAUUGAUGAGAAAGCGAAAAAGCAUCGUGCCAGUUUACGAGGGAUCGGAGGAGAGUGCGAAGAUCGAGGAAGAUGCGUCCGAGGUUGAAGAAAGCAAAGAACUUUUGGUUCUUGAGAAUAAAUGCGCGAAGUCAGAAGCCCGGUUGGCAACGCCAUCGGACAGCGAAGGUUCGAGUGACGAUGAGAAGACCGAAGAAACUGAAAGAAUCAUGGAAAGCGAGGACGGUGCGAUUAGAAAAUUUGUCGAAGAAAUUCAAACGAUGGAGCACCGUCGGCCAGUCGUUUCCGAAGAAAACGUUCGAGUGGAAAAUUCCUCAGAAGCCAAAACCGUAACGAUCCGAAUCGAGGACGAUGAUAAAAAAUCAGGAGAAGCCGAAAUCGUGGGAGAUCCGGGGAUCGACGUGACGGAAAGCGAAGAAAUUUCAAUUCCAACCAAGUUGAGCGAGAUUCGUCAAGGGAUGAAAGACUUUCGCGACCAAAUGUGUAAAUUCGAUAAGGAAAAUAAAAUCGUUUACAAUAAAAACGGAGAAAUUGAACGUAUUUGGGGACACGAGAGCAUAUCAGAGUGGAAAAAUGCGAUCGAACCGAUGCCCGAUUCGUCGAGUUCACUUUCUUCGAACCUGAGGGUCGAAGAAGAAGCCUCCGAAAUUUUGGAAAAUCCAUUCAAAUUGACGGGAGAAUCACCAAAAUCGAGGAUUGUCGAAACCAUAAGAGCAACUAAAAGCGACGAGUCCAUCGGAAGAAAUCAUCAUUCCGCGGAUAAUCAAAUCCGAACAUCGUGCCAAGCAAUGACAGAAGGAAAGACUAUUCGUCCCGAAGAGUUGCUGUCAAAUGUCGAAAAUUUAUCAGAUUAUUCGAUUAAAAUCGAAGAAAGUAGAAUCAGCGAAGCAACUAAGCCGAUUGAAAGCCCCGGCGAUUGCCGAGUGUCGAAAAAAAGUUUAGAAAUGAUCUUGGCACUCGGUGGUGACGAAAAAAACGAAUAAAGUUAACGACUCGAUCGAGA
This is a messenger RNA of Venturia canescens, 2603 nucleotides long. RefSeq names its product defective transmitter release (gene dtr). The record is from RefSeq and is a predicted model, not a curated record. Gene Ontology annotation, molecular function: protein binding. The coding region runs from base 466 to 2583 and encodes 705 amino acids. The transcript has 8 exons. NCBI's taxonomy places the organism in Eukaryota, Metazoa, Arthropoda, Insecta, Hymenoptera, Ichneumonidae.